Molecule: messenger RNA, 1998 nt
Organism: Trichomycterus rosablanca
Lineage: Eukaryota; Metazoa; Chordata; Actinopteri; Siluriformes; Trichomycteridae
Gene: bbs12
Product: Bardet-Biedl syndrome 12
Exons: 2
Coding region: 85-1998 (637 amino acids)
Biological process (GO): chaperone-mediated protein complex assembly; photoreceptor cell maintenance
Molecular function (GO): ATP binding
Source: RefSeq, a predicted model, not a curated record
CAGCCUCAGAGUGCAGACGUUGUUUGUGGAGUUGAGUGGAUGUGCAUGGGAUAUUUCUGCUAGAAAGGUAAUUAAAGUGCACCGAUGGCACACGUCAGAAGCACAGCAAUAAAUCAGGGUCGCCAUAUUGGACUCCAGCAGCUAGAAGCCCUGUCAGCUGCCAGUUAUUCUUUUUUGGGUCCCAACAAGCGCUACAAGUUUAUCCAAGAUGAGGCAGAUGCAGAGGCAGCACUGGUCCGUUCCAGCUACCGCAUGCUGGAGCAGCUGGAGCUUAGUGUUUCGGUGGCUCAGCUGCUUUAUGAGACCACUCAUGCCCAUUGGAAGGUACUGCGCACAGGUACAAAUACGCUGACUUUUUUAACAUGUGUCUGGAGCAGGGUGGCACUGGAGUGUCUUCACAGAGGCAUUGCCAUUCCCUACAUAGUAGCUGGCAUGUCAAAGGGGCUGGACCUCUGCGUAGAGGCAUGUAGACAAAGAGCAGUGAGCGUGGAGAUUGUUUGUAAGGCUGUUAAACAGAACCUGGAAUUAAGCAGAGGCAAUGGGAUGAAGGAGGACACAGGAGCACCUCAAGAUGGAGUUCAGACCAUGAAUAAUGAGCAUCUUUUAAAGCACCGAUUAAAACUCAAGCACAGCAGACACUUUAAUUCCAAAGAUGAAACAAAGGUCUUUGGAACACAGAAAGAGGAACGUUUAAAAGACUUUGACAUAGCUCACCUGGCUGAAGCUGUUAGUCACGGAUGUGAGUUGUCCUUCAAUUUAGUAAUAGAGGCUAGCAAAAUCCAGUCUAAACAAAGCAAAGCAGAUCAAAGUGAGGGCCAACAUAAAACAAUUUUACAUGUUGAUCAUCUUGUUACGUGCUCACUGGCAGGAAUACCUGAGGAGCAUUCUUGUGUACACCGUGGCUAUGUUGUAUUAUUGUCUUCAGAGCAAGCAUUACUACUCAAGAGUUUAUCAGAACGGAUGUUAAAAAUCAGCCUGGUGAACGGAGACCUAAGUGAGCGACACCGCCACGUUGGCUUCAACAGACCUAAAAAUGUUACGUUCUACAGUGAUCAGCCAAACUUAACAGGAAUCAGUCGAGAACAAGAGUGGAUGGACUGUGCAUUGAAAAUCCUCUUGAAACUUAAGAUAGACAUUGUUCUUAUAAGCGGAACGGUCACCCAGCAGCUAAAAGACCACUGUUUUACCCAACACAUCCUUGUGAUUGAACAUAUACGCCUGCCUAUUUUAACUGACUUUGCUAGAACUACAGGCGCACUUCCGGUCUCGUACGUCACACAGCUGAACGAGAGGUGCGUGGGCACCGGAGUCCGAGUGAAUACACUUAGAGAGUAUUAUGAUAACGGCAAGACACAAUCCACAGUGGUGAAUGUUGUUGCUGAGGGCACAGCUCUGGUUACAGCGCUCAUCACUAGCUCGGUUCAUGCCAAGCUUCAGAGCCUGGAGGAUCAGUUUUGGAGCUGUGCCUAUCGGGUUCAUCAUGCUCUCAAAGAAGGUAAACUUCUACCUGGGGCUGGAGCUACAGAACUUCUGUGUAUCCAUCAGCUACAGAAACACAUGGACAUAAUCCAGACACAAACCGUAAAACCGUAUGAACAGGUGGUUCUGCAGCUGAUGACAGAAACCUGGAUGGAUUAUAUUUCAACACUGAUGGUGAAUGCUGGUCAGGUUGAGGCUAAAGCUCAGGCAUGGACACGAAUAGCUCAGUCUUUAAAGGACUGGGAGAGCAAAGGGUCUCGUACAGAGUCACCUGAAACUCCUUUAAAGAUGAUGAACUGCUCAGAGGUAACACAGAAAGAAAUAAGUGGAGGAAGUGAUGUGGAGAGCAUGGUGGAGAAGGAAAGUGUUACAGUGGGAGUGUAUGAUAACAUGACUGUAAAGUUUGAAGCCUGGAGGAGAGCUCUGGAUCUGGUGCUAUUGGUUUUGCUGACUGACACUGAGAUUAUAACUGGAGUAAAUAACACAGACGACCGUUACAAAGACUUCAUUAUUCUAUGA